Messenger RNA from Trematosphaeria pertusa, 609 nucleotides. Its product is annotated as glycosyltransferase family 1 protein. The transcript has 3 exons. Gene Ontology annotation, cellular component: extrinsic component of endoplasmic reticulum membrane; UDP-N-acetylglucosamine transferase complex. Gene Ontology annotation, biological process: dolichol-linked oligosaccharide biosynthetic process. The coding region runs from base 1 to 609 and encodes 202 amino acids. The record is from RefSeq and is a predicted model, not a curated record. Gene Ontology annotation, molecular function: hexosyltransferase activity. NCBI's taxonomy places the organism in Eukaryota, Fungi, Ascomycota, Dothideomycetes, Pleosporales, Trematosphaeriaceae.
AUGGCCGCAUCCUGGACCUUGACUGAGGGCUCACCCAUGAAAGUCUGCUUUGUGACUACAGGCGCUACAGCACCGUUUACAGCUCUUAUCGAAUCACUUCUUGAGCCAUCAUCGCUGGACGCCUUACGAGAAGGCGGUUACACACAUCUUUUGAUCCAAUUUGGCACGGCCAAGGAUGUCUUCGAAACCCGUGCCCAGGCGGCUCGCAACUACCUACAGCAGCAGGGAAACGAAACAUUCGCUAUCGGCGGCAUGGAUUUCGACCCAAACGGACUGAGAGAACAGUUCAAGUUGGUCCAGCAGUCCAAGGGCUUGGUCAUUUCACAUGCCGGUUCCGGCUCCAUACUCGCAACUUUACGCUAUCAAAUCCCGCUCGUUGUUGUCCCGAAUGACCAGCUUCUUGACAACCAUCAAGAGGAGCUCGCUAUAGCCAUGGAGAGAUCGAAUUAUCUCCUCCGAGGCGACGUCAAAAAUCUGGCACCAGCAAUACAGAAAUCCGCCGACUUCCGCAUCAAGAUGGCCCAGUUUCCUCCGAUCACUAGCGGGAAACACCGCGAGACCAAGAGCUUCGCGGCGAUCAUGGACGAAACCAUGGGGUUCUUGGACUAA